This is a messenger RNA of Sinocyclocheilus grahami, 7792 nucleotides long. Its product is annotated as phosphatidylinositol-binding clathrin assembly protein-like. The transcript has 20 exons. Lineage: Eukaryota; Metazoa; Chordata; Actinopteri; Cypriniformes; Cyprinidae. Gene Ontology annotation, molecular function: SNARE binding; 1-phosphatidylinositol binding; clathrin heavy chain binding. The record is from RefSeq and is a predicted model, not a curated record. Bases 1232 to 3115 code for a protein of 627 amino acids. Gene Ontology annotation, biological process: synaptic vesicle budding from presynaptic endocytic zone membrane; clathrin-dependent endocytosis; clathrin coat assembly. Gene Ontology annotation, cellular component: extrinsic component of presynaptic endocytic zone membrane; clathrin-coated pit; synaptic vesicle.
CAGAGCGAAGCCAUUUUGUCCUGCACGGCUCCGCCAGCGCAUUCUUCAGCAAACCGGAAUAACGUAGAGCUGACAGUUCGAACCACAGACACAGCGUCAGACAGGGGUUCUACAGCUACACCACCCCAUCAUUGAGUCCCGAACAGCUCGACGUCUCUCGGUCUCACCAUAGGCGGAACCGUGUCGUAUUCGCGGACUAAGGGAGACUUUAAGCGGGACGGAAGGGAAGAGAACCAGGCAUCCGGUUAGACGCGCUGGCUCACCGGGCUGGAGUCCAACUUGAGCCGGACACUUUCAGCUGUCCUCGUCGGGAUGAGUGCUGGACUUGUUUUUAACAAUAUUUACCACUCUUUUUGAAGAUUUUGUGUAAUCUAUGCAUAGCUUAGGCUCGCACAGGAUUGUUUUUUGUUAGUAGUGUCUAAUAAGAAAGCUGGAGCACUAAUUCAAGUUCAGAUGUGAUUUAAGCUAUCUACUCAGCUGGCUGGACAGAUAGUUUAGGUUGUCGAUUAGAUAAGUCGCUUAAAUAGAUUGGUUACAUAAUACUUCUGUUUUGUUAACGGUUUAGUUACAUUUUUGAGUUGGUCCAGCUUUCUUUUUUCUCUUUGCCAAGUCUCUCAUAGGGUUUGGUUUGUAUGUCUAUGCAUAUUUCUCGCAAGGAAACCUGUCGGAGUUGUUAGGUCUUGGUGCCAUUAUAAUAGUAGGUUCAUAAAGACAGGAAAAACCACAGAACAGAUUUGCCUAUCUAAUCACAAGCUAGUCUGCGGUGCUUCCCAGAUCCACUUUGUUUUCUUUUAAAAGGUCUAUGUUGGUGAGGCACAAGCUGGCUGAGAGGUGAUAUUUUCGGCCUGAAUCCUCUGAGCUGGCCUGACUGAUAGCUAUGACAUUUUCCAACAGUUGUUUUGUAUCUUCAGACUUCAAUAUUACAAGUAUCUGCUCUUGGUGCCAACGCUGUAUGAGUAAUUUUAGCUAACAAAAGUUCAGAUCGCCCCUCCAUAUUAGUUACGGCAUAUCUAGUUGUGAUAUUUUUACUAGUUAGGUCACGUUUUCCUUCCAUUUUUGCUACAAGUUUAUGAAUAAGUGCCAGUUGACUUCGAAACGUAUCAAACUCAUCAGUUUGUAUCGAGUGUACUUUUGUAAAAUCGUCAACUCCUAUACUUAGAUCUUAGUGGAAAGACACCUUUUGCAGCUAGACCAGAUCAAGUCAUUUUUCAUAUCUCAGAGUUGCAUAAAAAUGUCAGGACAGUCCAUCACAGAUCGCAUCGCAGCGGCCCAGCACAGCAUGACUGGAUCAGCCAUCAGCAAAGCCGUCUGCAAGGCCACAACGCAUGAAGUCAGUGGACCCAAAAAGAAACACCUCGAUUACUUGAUCCACUGCACCAAUGAGAUGAAUGUGAACGUGCCCCAGUUGGCCGACACUCUGUUUGAAAGAACCACCAACAGCAGCUGGGUUGUGGUCUUCAAAGCGCUCAUCACCACACACCACCUAAUGAUGUAUGGAAAUGAGCGUUUCAUUCAGUAUCUGGCCUCAAGAAACACGCUCUUCAAUCUGAACAAUUUCCUUGAUAAAGGUGCAUUGCAAGGCUAUGACAUGUCCACAUUCAUCAGACGGUACAGCAGAUAUCUCAAUGAAAAAGCCCUUUCCUAUAGGCUGGUGGCUGUGGACUUUACCAAGAUGAAGAGAGGUAUUGAUGGAGUCAUGCGUACCAUGAACACAGAGAAGCUGAUCAAAACAUUGCCUAUCAUUCAAAACCAGCUGGACGCGCUGCUGGAUUUCCAGGCUAACCCUAAUGAGCUGACUAACGGAGUGAUCAACGCUGCCUUCAUGCUGCUCUUCAAAGACUCCAUCCGUCUGUUUGCUGCCUAUAAUGAGGGUGUUAUCAACCUACUGGAGAAAUACUUUGAUAUGAAGAAAAACCAGUGUAAAGAUGCUCUGGACAUCUAUAAGAAGUUUCUGUACAGGAUGACCAAGCUGUCAGAGUUUCUUAAAGUGGCUGAGCAAGUUGGGAUUGAUCAGGGUGACAUCCCAGAUCUCACUCAGGCUCCCAGCAGUCUCCUGGAGGCUCUUGAGCAGCACCUGGCCUCUUUGGAGGGAAAGAAAACCAAGGAGCUCUCCGCUGACAACAGAGCCAACACUCUGUCCAAUGCGGUGUCGUCCCUGUCCAACACGGGCAUGUCCUUCUCCUUCUCAUCCAGCAGGAUGGACGAGAAGGAGAAACAACAGGCCCUGGAGGAGGAGCAAGCCCGUCUGCAAGCUCUCAAGAACCAGCAUCUGAAGGAGAUCAGCAUGCAGACGCCCUCCACCUCACCCAGCACACAGUCUAUGGGUAGUGUCAACAACCACACUGCGGGCAUGGACCUGUUCACCAAUACCACAAGCCCACCCUCAACAAACAGCAUGCCAAACCUCACCAGUGACUUGUUUGACCUCCAGCCUGCCUUCGUUCCUGCUGUGCAGUGCACUCCUAUCUCCACCGUCAGCAAUGCCUGGGGAGGUCUAGAAAGCAGCACUCUUCAUCCCAUGGCUUCCAUGCCCACCAUGAAUGUAGAUUUUGAUGCUGUAUUUGGGACUAAUGCUUCCAAUAGUGAUGUGAAGCCAUCAGCUGGAGACUUGCUGAAGCCCGCGGUGACUGUUCACAGUCAGGCACCUGUCAUGCCCCCUCAUACAGCCAGUAAACUGUUGGCCAAUGACCUGGACUCGUCCCUGGCCAACCUCGUAGGCAACCUGCACUUUGGGGGAAUACCAGGCAAAAAGUCUGAUAUGCUGUGGACUCAGCCUGGAGAGAGGAAGCUGACCGGUGGCACUAACUGGCAGUCAAAGACAAUGAGCAGCACCACUGCCUGGAGCCCAGCCCCCUUGCCACCUGCCGCCAUGCCACCCGUCGCCAUGCCCGUGCCACACUUGACUGGAAUGUUCUAUACUAGUUAUGCUCCUGCUCACAUGGCGUUUCCCAUGACAACACCUCAAGUGCCUGUUUAUGGAAUGGUCCCUCCUCAGCUGGGACAGAUGGGAGGGGUUCCCGUAAUAACCCAACAACCCAUGUUGUACAACCAGCCUGUUCUCAGACCCACUAACCCUUUCACCCCCAUCCCUGGAGCCCAGAUGCAGUUCAUGUAAGUAGCACUUAAGCAGAGCGCCAAACAAGACGGCUGAAAAGAACAACAAGCAAGUGAGAGGAGGAUCCGACUACCACCAAAUAAAAGGAGAUCAAGACAAAAAGAAAGAGUGUGCAUAUUGAAAGGAAUGUGUUUGUGUCAAGAAUGCUUACCUCACUGUCUGAAACGGCUUACCCAACACACACACACACAGACGAGAGCGCAUACAGUGUGUCAUUUUUCAUCUCUUGAGGUUCAUUUCUUUCCUGGGGCACGGUGUCUACUGGCAGGUGUGAUGCAUCAUAGAAAUCGUAGAUUUUAUUGCAGAUAUUAAAUUACCUUGCACAGAGCACUCUUCUUCUUUUUUUUUUUUUUAACUUCAUAAUAUGAAUUCGAUCUAAAGUCCAACACAGUGGACUUCCUGUUACUGUCAUUUUUUGCUCUGUUACGAAGAUGCCUAUGUUGAGUUCAGGAAAGCAGUGAAUGGCAAAAUAAAUGCCCUGAACGGUGCAGGUUGCUAGAUCAUAAACGUGUUUAAAUGGCUCAUUAACACAAUGCCCUGGCUUCUCAUUUCAGAACAAGGAAAGAAUUUGACCUCUUAUAUAAGGUGAUCUGAACCCCCAAGCACUUUACACAUGCAUUUAUGUGUAACAUAAUAUAUAACUUUGAGCUGGUCUCUUAUAUCUAGAAUGUUAACAAAUAACGUGUUACUGUUACUGAUGGCUACUGUUCAAAACGGUUAGUCAAUCCGUCAUUGUUUAUACUGGUUUAAGGGUUUCUGUUUCAGACAUGAUGGUGGUCUUGCACAUACAUACACGCACACAAAUUGGUGUUACGUGAGCCACAUGAAGAGCCACCUCUCACUGGCCUCUCCCACCUUGUUUUGUCACUCCAAGGACACUGAUAAACAUAUCUGCUCCUGCUCUUCUGUGUUAACCUGUGUGCAAACAUGUCACGCAUUUACAACUACAUCUCACACUCUGAGCCCACUGCCACAUGUACCACCCUCCCUGGGAGCAUUGGAGAAGGGUACAGGGUGUUCAGUCCUUUGUCUUUUAAUCUUUUUUUCUAGAAAGCAUGUUAUAUAUAUAUAUUUUUAUUAUUUCAGGAAAUGACAUGAAUUAAAAUGGUCUGUUUUAUGUUGCCAAAAUAUGUACUUUUGUGAUUCGAGAAAUGCCAUAAGCGAACUCUUUCUCUAAAGGAUGUGCGUAUCUGUGUUUGCCAACUUUGGAACCAAAAUCAAUAGCUAAAAUCUAUUUUUAGUAUGUUUUUCAGAAUACGGGGCACUGUUAACAGGGUAUCUUUAUUUUUGCUUGUGCAGCCAAAGCAUUUUUGGUCCUCCUGAAAUCCCUUUAACCCUUUCUAGAGCAGGCUUCCACUUCAGCCUUCACAUCAUCCCAUAAUUCCUGCUUUGUUUCUUCAUGCUAGAUUUAGUGAUAGCGUUUCGUUUUUAUUCUGCAUGGACUGAUAGAACGUCAGUGGAGAUAUGCUGUGGUUGUAGUUGAGCCAUGAUGAAUGAGCCCCAAAAAGCUGUGGUUUACAAUGAUUUUAAAAUCGUAGUGAUUUUAGAGUGAUUUUAGAAUUUCCACUCCUUGUCGUGCCUAACAAGGCUUUUUAGCUGUUCUAAAAUCACUGUAAACUACAGCUUCAUGGGGCUUAUUGCUUUUUUUAAAUGAUCACUACAUAUCGCUGGCAAGGUUUCAUAAUGUAAGCGCACACAAAUGCAAACUUUUAAUGAUUUAUUGGUAACAAACAAUAAUCCUUCCUCAGUCAAUCAUACACAUUUGGAGUUCCAUUAGGGUGAAUAAGUCUGAUUUUGUGUGGUCUUUGCUUUGGACAUCAUCACAGCAAGUUUCAUGUUGUUGCUGUAAUAUGUGCUUUGUGACAGCCUGCCCUUCCUUUUGUAGAAACAAUCUGCAUCAUGUUUCUCUGCUUGCUUAUUUCUGUGUGAGUGCAAGAGUUGGUUACUAAUUCCUUAUUGAGCAUCUCUUAACAAGCUUGUGAGUUUAUUCUCCUUUGAGCGCCGUCAAGGGGUCCAGCAGGUUCAGACUGAAAGCUUUUUACAUGCAGGCUAUUCAAUGUUGAUGCUCUCGCUGGGUUUGUAAGGUAACAGAGCACUGAGGAGCGAUGCCGUUUAAUUAGGAUCUCUUCUAUUAUCCACUCACAGGAGGCUUGGUUUGUGAGUGAGAGAGUAAAUGUACGAUGGUGAGCUUCAGGGAGGGUGAAAGAUCUCAAGAUGUACAAGGGUGCUAUCAUGAGCCGGGGUUUCCAUGGUAAUCUCCAGUUUCUGGUCCUUGACACAGGUCGAUGAGCACAGCGUUUCCUUCUCUUAGUCAUAUUUUGUCUUUUUUAAAAUGUAUUAUUAAAAGCUCUGCAUGCAUUAGCAGCCCAGCCUGCGGUGAAGGCUGUGUCUUCAGAUGCAAGUUUCUUUGGCAACCUAUGAGAGUAGUGCUUUCGGAUAACCUAUAGGCUUGUCGACUUGUUUCACUGGCUACGGGUCAUGACCACUUUUUCUCUGACACACCAAAGGCUUUUCUUUACUUGGUUUUGCUGAGUUGAGGCGUUCAAGUAGCAAACAUUCAUUUUUAUUUAGAAUCCCUGCUAUGCAUAGAAACGUUCCCUAUGAUCUUGCUUUCACAGCUCCUCCUUGUGGUUGCUGUUUGUCAUCUUUUAUAUAAACAGCAGCUAGUUUGUCCUUUGUUUGCUGUUUAUGGGGCAGUUGUGCAGACAAAGCAAAUGUCUUGAGUGUAUUGGACUCACCGCUCUACAUUCCAUCCUUUAUUUUAGAGCACUCGACCAGACUGAAGAGCAGCCAACUCCAGUGUACUUCUGAACUACUUAGCCUGAUUUUAUACGUCUCGGCUGGGCUCAUUAGCUGGCCUGGAAUACUCAGCUCAGCAGCGGCCUUUCAGAAUCAAUGUGUCAGCGUGUGCCACACGUCUCAGACCUCUGGUGGGGAUGCUUGCUGUUCGGGUCCUUUUCACCUUUGGGCUGUCAUGGAGCUGUCUUGGCUUCUCUGGCUUUAAUGAUUUUGUUUUAGGUGGGUUAUCUGUCUGCUACAUUCUUAUUAGCAUCUUUUUGUCCUUAUUUUCCUGUUGCAAAGAUAUAUGCAGUAUGUUUAGAAAUAUGUAUGCAGUAGGAGCGCCAUCAUCCCCAUGUAUCAGCCCAGGGGAGCAAUGCAGCAACUUUUUUUUUUAUCCAUUUAUCAUCAAAUGCCAAAAAAGAGAGAACACAACCUCCAUGUUUAUGCUGAUUUCCCCACUGUGUUUUUUGUAAUUUAUUUAUGCAGACCAUAAGGAAUUUAUUCAGCAUGGUGAAAAUAAAAAGCAGAAACUGUGGGAUUGUUUAACUUUUUAUUUUAUUUUGUCUUUCAUUUUUUGUUUGCUUUUCAUUCACAUAAAUAAAGUCCCUUUUCAUUCCUGAGUUGUUGGUUAUUUUUGUUUAGUUUCAAUUUGUCUGUCAUUGUCUGGAAGAUCAUUGCCCUCGAGUUCAUUUUGGAUGACCUGAUGUCCGGUUCUUUUGUUUUCUCUUCUCUGGCCUCUUGAAAUUGCACUUCAUGUCUGCCUCACGGCCCAGAAUGCAGGGUUUUUACAGUAUGAACGCACGUUUUAAAUACCUGGUCAAAUUUGUGUAGUGACGUGUUGUGUUGUUUUUGCGUCUGUCAGUGUGAUUACUGUUGAAUCUAUUGCACGAGUUUCACUGCAAAAGGAACCACCUGAUUUUUCUUUGUAGCACUUUUUGACAGUGGACUCAGAAACAGGAAAAUCAACCAAUGUUUCUUUGUAUAUCUUCUGUUUUAAGAUCAACUUCAACUGUUAGAUAAAAUGGUUCUGUGAGAGUUCAAAUUACUCUCUAGUAGACCAUUUCCUAUCAUGACAUUAAGGUAGUUCCUGGACUAUGUGGCCAGGCAUUCAAUCUGAUUCCAUUAGUUACUAAGUAACCAAAUCUGGUUUAGAUUAUUUAACCAUUUGCUCUACUCAUCUGAAGGUCAACCACAUUGUGCAGUCACUAUUUUUUCAUUAUGUACCGUUGGGGAAAGGAAUCGGACAUGUCUGGUUGUGCUUGUACAUCAACUCUCUCAAGUCUGGUAGAAGGCUUGUAUUGGUUGUCAUCUGUGAAAUUUGUAAUCUGUAACUAAAGCUGAAUCAAACACCCUCUUCAUUGACUUUUCAUCUGCAACUACCUUUGGUUUCGCCGUGAGCUUCAUGAACCACACAGCACUGGUUGAAGUCAACGAUCUUAUGAUACCAGUCUCUCUUGAACUGUCGUAUGUACCUCCAUUUUCUUUCGAUCGCUUUAUAAUUUGUACCCGUUUUCUUGCAUGUUUUUGUAUCUGACAUGCCUGGGAAAGUUUCGCUGUUUCAUGUAACGUUUGCGAAGUUCUAUUAAAUAUGGUGCUGUUUUUUAGUAAGCAGUUGUUGUCGUAGUGAUGGACGGGUUCUGUGUAUAUCUGUUUAUGAUUUGUCAGUGGUUGGUUGUGCUGAUCUGGUAUGUUAUAUUCCUUCUCGCAAUUUUUGCUCGAGUCAGUUUUUGUAAGUUCUUUCUUUCUUUCUGUCUCAGUCCCUGUUUUGGUGUCUGUAUUUGUGAAGAAAAUUUAUGGUUGCAAGCCUCUAACCUGAACCAUGAGUGACUGCCUUGUGAAUAAAUGGAUUUAACGCUCGCUCUCACCGGUUUCUUAAUAAAGGACAUUUUUAACAGA